Messenger RNA from Melampsora larici-populina 98AG31, 1011 nucleotides. RefSeq lists its product as uncharacterized. NCBI's taxonomy places the organism in Eukaryota, Fungi, Basidiomycota, Pucciniomycetes, Pucciniales, Melampsoraceae. The record is from RefSeq and is a predicted model, not a curated record. The transcript is spliced from 2 exons. Bases 1 to 1011 code for a protein of 336 amino acids.
AUGGAAUCACCUGAAACCAACACUCCAAACACUGAUAUACCCGCCCCACCUCCCAUCACCACACUCAACAAUGUCAAGCGAGAAUCGAUGAACCAAUAUGUGAAGAACUUUGCAACUCAGCAUGGUUAUAUAAUUUCAAUUCGUAACUCGUCUAUCGCAAGGACCUCAAUCAAAUAUGUAUGUCAUUGUAGUGGGUUACCCAGAGCUACAAAGCAACCACCUAAAGAAUCAACAUCAAAGUCCUUGAAAAUCAACUGCCCAUUUCAACUCAAGGCUAAAUAUAACCCCGAAAAUCAGUCUUGGACGCUUUCCCAUUUGAAUACGACUCACAACCAUCCACCCAAUCUCAAUAUUCAACCCUCUAUCGAGCCACACGUUAUCCAACCAUCGAUCGAGCUAAUCUCAACAAUCUCCGAUAACCCAGAUCUCAAAGAAACUCAACUUGACUCGACCCAGACACAAACGGCUCAUAUUACCACCCAUUCAUUCAUUCACACCUUUUCUCAACGGAUACUCGCACUGUCUGUUGAACAACAGCAACUCUUAUUCGUUCAGAUUGACAACCUUCUCUCAACAACUGAAAAACUGGGUGCUAUCAUUGGAACUCAAACUCAGGCAAACACUGACUCCAAUUCAGUAGGUAUGGGAGGCUUACUCAACACAGUAACUCAAAUCGAUAAAACAUCAAAUGACAUGCUCCCUGCUGAAAUUUCAAAUACCCCCUCGCUAUCACCCUCGCAUCAAGCCACCACCUGUGUUCUCACGGCUUGUGAUAUUAAUUCACCUUUGAUGCCUACAAAUCAAACUCCUACCUAUGGAUUUAAUCCCGCCGAUCUAAAGUGUUCACCACCAUGCAAAAACACUGCAACUGAACCGAAUGUGGUUAGCCCGAAUGCAAUCCCACAUCCUCUCACUCGCAAGCGAGCCCGCAAGGCAGAGACAGAGGCACAACAAGACAAACAAACAAAGAUGCCCUCGAGACUUACUCGCAGUCGGUCGAAAAAGUCGUAA